AUGGCGCUCCCACGAGCAGAAGUGUUCGAAGACGAAUUUCCCCUGUUCCGAAGCUGUCCAGCCUUGAACGAAAUCCGUCUUGCGGUGGAAAUUAAGGACUUGACGAUAGAGGUAGCCUCCCUUACCGCGAAUAUUCAUGUUUGCUUGCGUGUUAGGUCAUGGACGGGGCAGAGCUUCACGCCAAUCGUAUUAUACUGGCGGCUCGCAUUCCGUCCUUGCGAGCCACUCUCAGUGGCCCCCUCGGGGAGACGAAUUCCGUUCUACGAUGGCCGACCAUGCCUCUGAGGUAAAUUUAUCGUCCAUUUGGUGAUUUUGCUUACUGCUUAUGCACUUUCUAGCCUCGCAACUACGUUCUUGCAGUACGUCUACACGGGCCGAGUAGAGAUGAGAGAAGACAAUGCGAGGGGCCUGGUAACGCUUGCAAGAAUGCUGGAGAUGCCUCACCUGGUGGAAUGGGGAGUGGCGUUCAUGGCCAGGGGGUGCGCGCAUUUCCUGUUUAACUGUCUGUUCUGCAGGCUCACUUUAGAAAACCUGUCAGAUACCUUGGACUUUGCGAAGUCGCUGAAUGUUGUAGCACUGACGGAGAAGUGCAUCGGACUGAUGAGGGCGCAGUUUGAGGACUUUGUGCCAACCGACCUCUUCAUUCGCCUUCCUGCCCAAACUCUACUCACCGUGCUUCAAAGUAAAGAUUUGUCUGUGGCGUCUGAGGAGCAGGUUAUUGCAGCCAUAUCACGGUGGGUGGAUGCAGGUGCGUGCCUGGCGGAUGAUGACGAGAGGCUACAAGUGCAUGCUCCUGCAAUGUUGAGGGAGGUUCAGUGGCACCAGACGACCGUGAAAUGUCGCAAUCGUCUGCUGGAGAGUCAUCCGACAUUUGACAAGAGUCGCGAGUGUCUGUAAGUACACGACAUUGCGGCUCUGUUAUUUUUUUCUCUAAAAGUCGGCUUCUGUUUCAGAUCUCGAAUUGGCUUGGCGCCGAUGACAAGGAGAAGUGGCCCUGUCCCUUCAACAUUAGACCUCGUGUUCGUCAGACCUUCGUUGCAGAAGACAAAGAUCCGACAAUCUUCCUCUUUGGAGUGGACAGGCAGGACAGGUGGUCUGUCCUGCGUUGGAAUCCGCAUCUGCAGCAGGCAGAACGCGUUGCUUACUUGGAAGGAGACUGGAGGGGCGCUUCCUACAGUGCGGUGGGUGGUGAGUUUCCUGGACAGUUGUUUGACUGAAGUCUACUGCCUCUGGGUGCAGGCCUUCUACCUGUCAGCACAUUUUGCCGCCACGGGGUGAAUUUAGCGCUCGUUGCUUUUUGCUUUUUAAAGAAUGCAAGCCCUUUUUGAGCUGGCUACUUUAUGCAUUCCUCUCUUUUUUUCCGCCACCACCACCACCACCAAACGGAAGAGAGCAUUUUCGUUGUUGGAGGAUGGAGUGAGCGGCGUGUUGGCGAGUUUCUGGUGAGAGAAGGGCGCUGGCGCGAGCGGGCGCCCCUCGCCGUUGGACGCUCCGGGGGGCACGCAGCCGCCGUCAAGGUUCCCACCGCUGCCGCCGCCGCCGACGGAGAGGAGACGCUUAUUGGCGUUGUCGGUGGAUGGGGCCCAAUUUCCUCCUGUGAGGUCUAUGACGUCAGGCAGGACAGGUGAGUGCAGACGCCCCGUCUUGACACACAUUUAUUAAUUUUUUUUUCGCCAAAAAGAAAGAUUUAUCCUCUCUUCUCCUUACUCGCCUGUUUGCCCGAACAGAUGGCACAAACUGCCCGAUCUGCCGGAGGCGAGGGACUCCCCAGCUGCUGCCUGUCUGCCCGGCGACAGUCGGGUCUUCGUUUUUGGCGGCAGCUGGCUUGCCUCUGUGGUCUUCUGUCAUCUGCGAGCAGACUGGCGUCGGCAGCGGCAGGAGGCGACCUCAGCGGACUUUUGGCAGUCGGCUGCCCCCAUGAGAACUGCGCGAUGGCAGCACGCAGCGACGGCCUUUCGGGGAGCAAUUCUGGUCGCCGGUGGAGUGGAUGGAGAAGGCAGACUUGUCAACACUGUGGAGAUGUUUACGCCGCCAGACGCCAGCAGUCCCCUCGGCCAGUGGACAAAACUGGCCCACAUGCAGGAGCCUCGCUUCCUGUUCACUCUUCUCACCUCCGCCAACGCCGUAUUUGCUCUCGGCGCCUACGGUACGAAAGCAACACGCCAUUAAAUGCAUUCCUCCUCCUCUUCUCCUUUUUUUCUUUUUCUUUCCUUUUUUUCUUCUGAAUGCACACACUGCACCAGCACUGUGUGCUUGUGUGCCUUGAGGCUGAAUGAAGCGGUGCUAUUAUUAUGGUGUCCGGGUAAUUUACCUUUAAAUGGAGUAUUUUUCUGUCUUGUAAACAGUUUUGAAUGCAUGAAAAUUCCUCAUAUCCCACCACAGUGUCUUUUAAAAUCUCGGCUAUAGAAUGACUCCACUGUAAGCCAAUAAAAGACGUUGCUUUUGCAUGAAUUUUAAGAAAGAAUCCAUAGAAUAUCAAACAACUCAUGCAGCGCUGACAAAAACUCUAUGUACAAUCUUCCAUUUGACUUAUUCGUCUUCCUUAGGUAAAGGACUGAAGACGGGGAAAUAGUUUUACACAAUUAAAUGCAUUCUUUCUCUCUUUAAUGCCAUGAAUUGGUUCAGCAUGCGACACCCGCGUUAAUCUGACCUGUGGUUUUCCCUGAAUGGCCACUCUGCAGCACUUCUGUGGAUACUGCCUAUCCCUCUUCGUUUCCUUCUUUCUCUGUCUUAGAAUUUUCUUUUUCGUAACCGACCUUCAUUAAAAUAUUUUAAAAUUUGUAGGCAGAUCCGGACAGCCAGGUAACACGGUGGAGGCCUUUUCAGCCCCUGGAGGUUCAGCCGACCCCGACAACGACUUGACCGCUUGGGUCUGGUCGUCCAAGAACCCAGUGGAAUCGCUUAGCAGGAUUUGCGGAGCAGCAAGCAUUCGCAUGUAA
Messenger RNA from Spirometra erinaceieuropaei, 2939 nucleotides. Lineage: Eukaryota; Metazoa; Platyhelminthes; Cestoda; Diphyllobothriidea; Diphyllobothriidae. The record is from the annotation of a GenBank genome assembly.